Diachasma alloeum is the source of this 1500-nucleotide messenger RNA. RefSeq names its product inhibin beta chain (gene Actbeta). The record is from RefSeq and is a predicted model, not a curated record. Gene Ontology annotation, cellular component: extracellular region. NCBI's taxonomy places the organism in Eukaryota, Metazoa, Arthropoda, Insecta, Hymenoptera, Braconidae. The coding region runs from base 1 to 1500 and encodes 499 amino acids. Gene Ontology annotation, biological process: SMAD protein signal transduction. The transcript has 5 exons. Gene Ontology annotation, molecular function: cytokine activity; growth factor activity.
AUGCCUGAAUUACAAUUAUCAAAAUAUAUUGUUGAUAAACAAUGUAAAUACAAUAAACAAUGGUAUUACGAUUAUUUGUAUAAACGUAAAACAACAACAUACUACAGAAAUAAUAAUUGCUGUUGUGGCCUUAAAUUAUUACUCAUUGUAAUAUUUACAUGGUUAAUUGUAUUACCAAAUAGCGCUAUCGGUAGACAAACUGGUGGACAUCAUCAUAGAACAUGUCCUGGUUGUCCACAUAAGCAUGUACAUAAUAUUAAUAGUAAAGAGUCUGAACCAUCGCCCGAUGAAUUGCGUCUUGAAGCCAUUAAACAUCAGAUACUGAGUAAAUUGGGACUGAGGAGUAGGCCCGAUGUUAAUAAAACAUUGUCACAAGUACCGAGACAUCUGGCACUUGAGACACUUUACAGGGCUGAGGCACAACCAUCCAGAUACAUCGAGGAUAGACGAUUUAUGGAUGAUUAUAGUGAUUAUUAUUAUGGAAGGGAGGAUUACAUGUAUAGAAAUGUACAGGAUGAGAGGAGUACUCAGGGUCCAACCAGUACACAAGGAUUUAGGGAGAGGGGUAAUGAGGUGGAGGUGGAUGAUUUCUAUGCUAGGACGUCGGAGAUUAUCACGUUUGCUGAGCCUGGACGAACGUUAAAUGGUCUACCGCUCCUUGAAUUUCCAAUGUCGAGUGGUGAGCCAACACUGGAGCCCGUGAGAAUCAAGAGGGCGACGCUCUGGGCGAGAGUCGAAUUGAAACGCUCGUAUCAUUACAAACAUCAUCGACGACAGUACAAUCACAAAAACAUCACCCUCUGGGUAUUUAGGGUAAAAUAUGGCAAUAGAACGCAUCUCCGGGGGAAGGAACUGAGUGAGCAUCUGGAAAUGGUGACGUCACUGACAGUGAGUGUAAACCAAUUAGGUUGGCAGAAAUUUGACGUAACGAGAGUGGUUAACACCUGGUUCACAUCGCACAGUCAUUCACGUGAAAAAUUGACAUUACUCAUCGAUUGUACGAGAUGCGGUACAAAUGUCCAUAUAUCGACCUUUGGAACAGACUCGCUGAAUGUCAUUGAGUUGUCUGUCGAUCCAAAAGGUACUCAAGAUCCUGAUAGACCAUUCCUGGUGGUUCGUACGGAUCCAACAGCUGUCAAAAGAGUAAGGAGACGUGCGAUAGAGUGCAGUGGAGCUGUCAAAGGACAGUGUUGUAAACAAAGGUUUUAUGUCAACUUCUCAACGCUCGGUUGGGACGACUGGAUCAUUGCUCCUCAGGGGUAUUAUGCCAAUUACUGUAGAGGCGAUUGUACAGCUGGUCACAGAACACCAGACACAUUCCUCAAUUACUACACCCACGUAAUCGAGAAAUACAGACAAAUGGACAAACUGGAUGGUAUGCAGCCAUGCUGUGCACCAGUUAAAUUUUCAGCAAUGUCCCUCAUCUAUUAUGGACCAGACUCAAACAUCAUAAAGCGAGAUUUACCAAAAAUGGUGGUUGACGAGUGUGGCUGUCCAUAA